GGAGGAGGAGGAGGGACGCGCGGAGAAGGCAGUAACUUUAAAGCCAGCUCAGAGCCCAGACCUCCAGCCAAGCGGUUUGCAAGCGCGGCGGCGGCGGCGGCGGCGGCGUUGAGUGUCUGGCCCGCCGGUCCGGUCGGGGUGUGCAGUUGGACGGACGAGCAGCGCGUCGCUGUCCCCCGGCGGCUGGAGAUGUCCGAGCCCAAGGCAAUUGAUCCCAAGUUGUCGACGACCGACAGGGUGGUGAAAGCUGUCCCUUUUCCUCCAAGUCACCGGCUUACAGCGAAGGAAGUGUUUGAUAACGAUGGGAAACCUCGAGUGGAUAUCUUAAAGGCACAUCUCAUGAAGGAGGGCAGGCUGGAAGAGAGUGUGGCAUUGAGAAUAAUAACAGAGGGGGCUUCAAUUCUUCGACAGGAAAAAAACUUACUGGAUAUAGAUGCACCAGUCACUGUUUGUGGGGACAUCCAUGGACAGUUUUUUGACUUGAUGAAGCUAUUUGAAGUGGGGGGAUCUCCUGCCAACACUCGCUACCUCUUCUUAGGGGACUAUGUUGACAGAGGGUACUUCAGUAUCGAAUGUGUGCUGUAUUUGUGGGCCUUGAAAAUCCUUUACCCCAAAACACUGUUUUUACUUCGUGGAAAUCAUGAAUGUAGACAUCUAACGGAGUAUUUCACAUUUAAACAAGAAUGUAAAAUCAAGUAUUCCGAACGUGUGUACGACGCCUGCAUGGAUGCCUUUGAUUGCCUCCCCCUGGCCGCCCUGAUGAACCAGCAGUUCCUCUGUGUGCACGGUGGCUUGUCUCCAGAGAUCAACACUUUAGAUGACAUCAGAAAAUUAGAUCGAUUCAAAGAACCUCCUGCUUAUGGACCUAUGUGUGAUAUCCUGUGGUCAGACCCCUUGGAGGAUUUUGGAAAUGAGAAGACUCAGGAACAUUUCACUCACAACACAGUCAGGGGGUGUUCAUACUUCUACAGUUACCCGGCUGUGUGUGAAUUCUUACAGCACAAUAACUUGUUAUCCAUACUUCGAGCCCACGAAGCCCAAGAUGCAGGAUAUCGCAUGUACAGGAAAAGUCAAACAACAGGCUUCCCUUCUCUAAUUACAAUUUUUUCAGCACCAAAUUACUUAGAUGUAUACAAUAACAAAGCUGCAGUAUUGAAGUAUGAGAACAAUGUUAUGAAUAUCAGGCAAUUCAACUGUUCUCCCCAUCCAUACUGGCUUCCAAAUUUCAUGGAUGUUUUCACUUGGUCCCUGCCAUUUGUUGGGGAAAAAGUGACCGAGAUGCUGGUAAAUGUCCUCAACAUCUGCUCAGAUGAUGAACUAGGGUCAGAAGAAGAUGGAUUUGAUGGAGCAACAGCUGCAGCCCGGAAGGAGGUUAUAAGGAACAAGAUUCGAGCAAUAGGCAAAAUGGCCAGAGUGUUCUCGGUUCUAAGGGAAGAGAGUGAGAGCGUGUUGACACUGAAAGGCUUGACUCCAACGGGCAUGCUCCCCAGCGGAGUACUUUCUGGAGGGAAGCAAACCCUGCAAAGCGCUACUGUUGAGGCUAUUGAGGCUGAUGAAGCUAUCAAAGGAUUUUCACCACAACAUAAGAUCACUAGCUUCGAGGAGGCCAAGGGCUUAGACCGAAUUAACGAGAGGAUGCCGCCUCGCAGAGAUGCCAUGCCCUCUGACGCCAACCUUAACUCCAUCAACAAGGCUCUCGCCUCAGAGACUAACGGCACGGACAGCAAUGGCAGUAAUAGCAGCAAUAUUCAGUGACCACUUCCUGUUCACUUUUUUUUUUUUUUUUUUUUUUUUUUUGAGCUGCAGGGCAUGAUGGGGAUUGCUGCAUAUCAACAGUUGGAUGUUCUUGCCUCUGAUGGUAGCUUAUUUGCUCUGGGGGCCAGGAAUUGGGUUCAGUUUACACUAUCAUUAAAAAAAGAGGGAGGGAGAGAGAUAAUAAACUAUAUUUUAGUGACGGAGGCUAUUAAACACCUCCUUUGGGUAUGCCUUUUAAAAAUGCUUAUAGGAAAAAAAUUUUAAAAAGAAAGCUAAUGCUAGUAUAUACUGCAAUGUUAGGGGAAUGAACAUGUUUUCCUACUGCAUUGGGGACUUUUAGGUAGGUUAAUGAAAGGCCUUUUAUUAUGUUACUGGACAUGAAAAUUUUGUCUAAUUUCUUACUCUAUUGUACGUUUACAGUCGCAGCACUAAAAAUGGAUGACAUCAAACAUUUUUAACAAAAUGAUGUACAAACUAAAUAAGGACUAUUUAUUGAUAAUGUUUUGCUACUCUUGUCAGACAAUGGCUAUAAACUGAAUUAGGCAGUCUUAAAAAAAUAGAAAAAGAAAAAAAAAAAGAAUGUUGCAAAUUUGUUAAAAUGCCAAAAAGGACAGAUUAAUUUUGUACAGAUUAUGCUUACCUCAGGUUUCUUUAGUGUGCUUGAAUGCCCUUCUUUCCAUAUAAGAGUUAUCUUAUUAAUUUGGCGAUGAGUAUCUUUUCUUUUCUUUGAGUUUUAAAAAAACUGGAAUAAUUACAUCUAUCUUUCUUUGCUGUUCAUAUUUAGGGGGUUUUGUUGAUAAAUCAAGUCUUGGUUGUGGCUUGCUGAAUCAAAUAUUUAUGAGUGGUGCAUUUUUAAGUAUAGUGAACAAGACACCGUAUUAAGUACAGUGAUAAAGCAUCUACAUUCUGUAAAAAAAAAAAAAUCUGCCUAUGCAUGUUUUUUAAGAAAAAAAAAAUGGCUGUAUCGGCCUGUAUGGGACUGUAAUGCGCUUAGUGGUCUGACAUAUACUGGAAAUGUAUGUAUACUGGCGUACUUUAUAUUCUCUAAAAUGCUUAAUGCCUUUGAAAUUUUGUAAUCAAAAAAAGCUUUGAAAAAAAUCUAAAGGGGAGAGUAUUCUUAAAAGUUUUUAACAUAAGCUUGUCAGUGCACCUAUAGACGGUUAGCAUGUUUAGCAAACCUUGUGAAAUUUAAAUAAGUUUGUAGUUACAUGUGAAACUCUAAAUGCAUGGUAACUGUUAAUGUCAUAAUGGUUUAGUUAUUUUGUUCUGUCAUGUGCCACAAAAUAUGUACUUUUUUCACUUUUUGCCCUUUGUAUAUCAGUUACGGGUUACAACUGGUUCAUUCUGAAAACAACAACAAAAGUCCAUUAAUAUUUUUUAACAAUUGUAUAAGUGCCCAAGUAAUUCACUACAGCCUAAAGCCUUGCCUUUGUAAUUUGACUUCUGAGAUGUUGGCAAUCAAAGCAUGCACUUGUAACAAUGAAAAAGAAAAAGCAUUUUAUAUUACUACUCAAUAAAAUGUGCAUGAACUUA
Molecule: messenger RNA, 3288 nt
Organism: Choloepus didactylus (southern two-toed sloth)
Lineage: Eukaryota; Metazoa; Chordata; Mammalia; Pilosa; Megalonychidae
Gene: PPP3CA
Product: protein phosphatase 3 catalytic subunit alpha
Exons: 14
Coding region: 190-1755 (521 amino acids)
Biological process (GO): calcineurin-NFAT signaling cascade
Cellular component (GO): cytoplasm; cytosol; calcineurin complex
Molecular function (GO): calmodulin binding; calmodulin-dependent protein phosphatase activity
Source: RefSeq, a predicted model, not a curated record